Geodia barretti is the source of this 762-nucleotide messenger RNA. The record is from the annotation of a GenBank genome assembly. NCBI's taxonomy places the organism in Eukaryota, Metazoa, Porifera, Demospongiae, Tetractinellida, Geodiidae.
AUUCAUAGCUCGGAGAGAGCUGGAGCUGGUUGGAUCAUGGCUGCAAAUGCGGGGGAGAAAGCGAGGCUGUGGCCUGUGGAAAAAUACGCUCGCUUCGUCUCCAACCAGCAGACUAGCGGUGGUACAGGCUUAACAGCAAAAAAGAGCGACGGGAUUUGGCAGCACUAUUCCUCUAAUGAAGGAAGCAUCCAGCUAGCUCUGGUGGAGUCCAAUCAUCUCAUGAUCUCCAGCGGAACAAUGAUAUUUACGGACAGUCGGCGUUUCAGAGUGAAGUUUGCACCCAUUCCGCCGUCGACUGCGGCAUUUGAAACUUGCCGACAGUUUUCCGCGGUCAUGGCACCUGUCGUCCUAUCAAUCAGGGAGAUGGAAGCUGGUGGUUUUGCCGCACGUGAUAUGGGCACAAGUGCACACGAUAAGGUUGGAAGCACACCGUGUGCUCUCGAGGGAGAUUCGCAGUUUUUGGGCUACGGAGAAGAUUUCGAGUCGACACAAGUAAUUUCAGAGACUCAGAGUUCAGAGAUGCCAAAUAUGACAGCUGGAACUGGUCCCAUUCUAAUACCAGAUGAGUCGAGUCUCAUUCCCGUUCCAGACAUCGGAAAGGUGGUGCAGACUCAGGGAAAAUCUCUAGGAAGGGCGUAUGCUGACACAAAUCUUCCGACGGAGCAGCUGGGACAGUUCAUUCGACUCUGCCUGACCGACGCCAACUUUCCCGCCUUUGUGGAGUCCGUGGAGAGGGAGCUCAACUGCAUGACUAACACUUGA